AUGCUGAUCCCUCUCAGCGCCAUACCCUACCUCGACUUCGGGGACGAGAUCGUGACCGCCCUCGAGCUGAAGAACGCCCUCGAGCCGAAGAUCGUGAUCGUGAUCGUCAUCGCCGCCGACGUCGUUCUGUAUCCCCACUUCCUUCUGAUCCUUUGCCUGUGGGACCUUCUCCUUCGACUCCAUUGCCUCCGGGACGUUCGGAUUCCAUCUCGACCGGCAACACAAUUCCACCUCCGGCUGUCUCCAAGCACACCGGCCGACCUCUCGUCAAGGCGCGGCCGCAACUUCCUCCUCCACGUACCACAGUGGCGACGACCGGCAGAUCCCGUAGUCGGCGUCGUCGCCGCGACCGCGCUGACCGAGAUCGUGAUGAUCGCGAUCGUUCCCGAGGAGCACGUGAAGCCUCACACCGCGAGCGUGACCGUGACCGACAUCGACGU
Symbiodinium sp. CCMP2592 is the source of this 440-nucleotide messenger RNA. The record is from the annotation of a GenBank genome assembly. Lineage: Eukaryota; Dinophyceae; Suessiales; Symbiodiniaceae.